This is a messenger RNA of Lathyrus oleraceus (garden pea), 3578 nucleotides long. Its product is annotated as putative disease resistance protein RGA4. Bases 108 to 3320 code for a protein of 1070 amino acids. The record is from RefSeq and is a predicted model, not a curated record. NCBI's taxonomy places the organism in Eukaryota, Viridiplantae, Streptophyta, Magnoliopsida, Fabales, Fabaceae. Gene Ontology annotation, molecular function: ADP binding; protein binding. The transcript has 2 exons.
AUAUAAUAUAUAUUUAUCAAAUCUAAAGGGUAGAAAAUGAAAAUACACACAAGAGUGAAAUAUAGUAUCAUCUUGCUGUUCCCUCCUAAGUAGUAGAAUACUCAUCCAUGGACGUAGCUAUUGUAUCCCAUUCAAUACAUAACAUCCUUCGAUGGACGAACUCCCUGAAACCUCUAGUUAAUCGGUUAUCAGGAAUUGACAUCGACCAGAUCAAUAACAAUCUUAUAGAGAUCAACGACAAAGUGAAAGAAGCAAAACAGAAUCACUUCCAUGGCUCCGAGGAGAUUCUUCCUUGGUUGCAAAAGGUUAAAGAAAUCAUAAUCGAUUUUAACGAUUUGAUGGAGGAUAUUCAUCAGAAGGAGAUUAAUACCAGCACAGUUUCGCUUUUCAGAUGGGUAUUAAGCAUAAGGAGCCGUGUCAGAGUCACGUUUCAAGUCAUGAAAGCAGCAGAGAAUAUCAAAACCUUAACCAAAGAAGCUAAGGGAUUUUUAUUCUCUGUACAAGAAGAAAGAACAAAGUUUGAACACCAUGUGUUUGAGAAAAUUACUAUGGUUGGAAGAGAAAAUGAGAAGAAGGAGAUUAUAGAUCAACUACUCAAGUUGAAGAUUUCUGUUGUUGUAAUUGUUGGUGGUUCAGGAAUUGGGAAAACAAAACUUGCACGUCUCAUUUGUGAGGAUCAACAGGUCAAAUCUCAUUUUGACUUUCCACCGAUUUGGAUUGAUUCUCAUCACGAAACCUUUCAUGUUUCAGCUGCUAUCACCGGUAAACGCCGUUUACUUGUGCUUGAUGAUCUGCGAAUUGAGAUUAAGCUUGAUCUUGAAAAGUUGCAACAGAAAUUAAUCGACUCUGGGGGUGCCGGUUCUGCUAUACUCAUCACUACGUGUAGCCACCAUGUUGCAAAUACUCUAGCUGGAUUUGCUUCUAGAUUUGUUUUGAAAGGGCUUAAUGAACAUGAAUCUCGAUUGCUUUUUCAACAAAUUCGUGGAACAACUUCAACUUCAACUUCAACUUCAACUUCGACCAACAACAAACAAGACAUUGAGUGGGAGAUUGUGAAAGAUUGUGGUGGAGUCCCUCUUUGGAUACUGAUCAUAGCGACGUUGAUGAAGAACCAUAGUGGUGGAGGGGACUUGAUUCUUGAAGCAAAACAAAUAGCAGACGUCGAGACGAAGUUUUUACAAGAGGUUGAGUCUAUCUAUUACGAUUAUCUUCCCACGCAUCAGAAAUUGUGCUUUGCGUUGUGUUCGUUGUUUUCAAGCGAUUAUUUGAUAGACGCGGAGAGAUUAACUCAACUCUGGACUGCGGAAGGAUUUCUCACUAUUCCAUAUCAACAACUUGAUCGAGCUUGUUUCCAAGACUUUGUUUCUUUGGUUUUCCAUCAAGAGGAAGAAAAUGGUGUAUAUAGAAUGAGCCGCUUAAUGCACAAACUCGCAAAGAUAGUUGCGGGUGAUGAAAACAUCAUUGUGGAUUCAAUGGGGGAAGUAGUUAAAGAAGUAAUGCUGCGAGCUUCGUUUGAUUUCGGUUUGGAUCUAUCAUGUGGGAUUCCAGAUUCAGUGUUUGAGAAAGCAAAGAAACUGAGAACCAUUCUAUUGUCAUACAAAAACACCAACAACCCUCGGCUUCCACACGAGGUAAAGAUGACAACAUCAACAUGUGAUAAGAUCUUCAACACCUUCAAGUCUCUGCGCGUGUUGGAUCUACACGACUUGGGGAUCAAGGUAGUGCCAACCUCUAUUCAGGAGAUGAAAUACUUGAGGUAUCUAGAUCUAUCCCAUAACAACAUAGAGAAGCUUCCUAGUUGCAUCACAAAGCUUAUCCAUUUGCAAACCUUGAAACUCUCCUACUGCCACGUCCUCAAGGAAUUGCCAAGAGACUUGCAGGAUCUGGCUCAACUCAAGCAUCUUGACAUUGAAGGUUGCUUAGAUCUGACUCACAUGCCAGCCGGGAUAAAUAACCUCACUUCUUUACAAACACUGUCACUUUUCGUGGCUAGCAAGAAACACGUCAUCACCACAGGACUAAGAGAACUCGCCGAUCUGAACAAUCUGAGAGGAACCUUGGAAAUUCUGCAUCUGGAGCAAGUCAAGUUCUAUCCAUCCAAUGAAGGGGCUAAUGAUGAAAUUUUGAAAAAUAAACGACACCUUCAGCAUUUGACUUUAAGAUGGGAUCAUGAUGAUGACGAAGAGAAAAACGACGGAGUUGAUAUUGACAACAGCGACGAGAAGUUACUUGAAUGUCUCCAGCCACAUCCAAGUCUAGAAGUGCUAUUUGUUGUGGGGUACAAUGGCCACUCCUUCUCUAACUGGCUUGUUUCACUUCAAUGCCUUGUUAAGUUUACCUUAAAUGAUUGUCAUAAAUGCAUAUCUCUACCGCCAAUGGAUCACCUUCCACUUCUCAAGGUUCUUCAUCUUAGGAGGUUGAACUCUCUCGAGUUCAUUUCAAAAAACAGUACAGAACUUGAGGUAGGUUCCACUUCCUCUACUACACCUAUAUUCUUUCCUUCCUUAAAGGAACUUACAAUCUCAGAUUGUCCAAAUCUUAAAAGUUGGUGGGAAAAUGAUGAGAUAUUGAAAAACAAAAGACCAUCUUUCACUUGUAUUUCAAAAGUAAGUAUCCGGUGUUGUCCUAAAUUAGCAUGCAUGCCAUUGUGUACUGAUCUUGAUGAAGAGUUAGUUCUGGUAGAUUCCAACUUAAGAUCAAUGAGGGAAACUGAAACUACUUCAGAAGCUGUACUACGUCCUCUCUUGCAAUUGAAGUCCAUGGUAAUUGAGCGUAUUGAAGAAUCUCCACCACAAAGUUGGCUUAUGAACUUCAUUUUACUUGAAAAACUUCACAUUCGAGAUUGUUUUAAUUUAAAGUCUCUACCACAAGGUUUCAAGUCUUUGAGCUCACUCAAAUCUCUCAGCAUUGAGAGAUGUCAGGAAUUCGAUCUCGAAAAUUCUGAAGGUGAAUGGGAAGGUCUGAAAAACCUUCAUUCUCUAACAUUAAGGAGUAUUCCAAAACUAAAGUCCCUAACACAGGGUAUCGGAAACGUAUUAUCUUUGAAAGAUAUAACAAUUUAUGAUUGCCAUGCUUUAACUUCUCUACCUGAAAGCAUAGGUAACCUCACUUUACUAGAAAAACUGUUUAUUUCUGAAUGCAGAAAUUUAGAUUCUCUGCCUAAAGGAAUGGAAAAGAUUGAGUCACUACAUACUUUGAUUAUUGUGGACUGUCCUUUGUUAUUGCCAAGGUGUCAACCAGACACGGGUGAUGAUUGGCCACAAAUUGCUCAUAUCAAAAAUAAGUUGGUGAGGGAAACACCUCAAGACUUAAGGGACUAGUGAUAUCAAGCAAAAACCAAAAUUUACUUUUAUCAGGUUAUAUAAUGAUAAGUUUGAAGGAGCAAAGAGGAAAAUGAUGAUGGAGUUCCAAUAUUCGAUUCUGUAUUAUGAUAAUUAUUAAAAACAAUACAGCUGUUUUUGUUUAAAAAUUGAUGAGUUCCUACGUGUUUUUUUGGAACUCUUGAUGUGUAUCUUUUUGUUUGACUCUUGUGUAUCUUUUUUAAUUCUAUUUUUUUAUGGAUUAAAUUUUAAUCUAAA